Manis pentadactyla (Chinese pangolin) is the source of this 6817-nucleotide messenger RNA. RefSeq names its product regulator of G protein signaling 7 binding protein (gene RGS7BP). Gene Ontology annotation, cellular component: nucleus; postsynapse; neuron projection. Lineage: Eukaryota; Metazoa; Chordata; Mammalia; Pholidota; Manidae. The coding region runs from base 647 to 1420 and encodes 257 amino acids. The record is from RefSeq and is a predicted model, not a curated record. The transcript is spliced from 6 exons. Gene Ontology annotation, biological process: G protein-coupled receptor signaling pathway.
CCGUGAACAACGUCAGCCGGACUGACUCCCUGCGUCCGCCAGUCCCGCCACAGAUUCAUUUGGGAUCCUCAAACAGAGGAGCCCGUAGAGACGAGGGAUCAAGGCAGCCGUUUAGAGCCAAUUGCCUUCUUCGGGGACUGCCAGCUCCUCCAGGCCUGGCGAGGGGGAGGGAGGGAAAAGACAGCCGGGCGCCGCUGCGGGAAGACGCUGAAGCAAGAGCGACACUCGCCCCCCGCCCCCACCUUGCAGCGCAGGCUUUGAAACCUUCUCCCCCCAUCUGAAUGGAAACUCGGAACCGCCAGGCGGCAGGUUCCUUCUCGCCCAGCCUUGCAAUCCAUGCCGAGGGGAAGGCGGUGCGAGCCCGCGCCAGCGCCCAGUUCCCGGGACAGGGCCGGUAAUGCUAAGCAGAACUUGACCGAGCGUCUUCCUCGCUGCUAGUGGAAGCGAUGCUGCACGGCACAGCCAGCGCUUCCCAGGCUCUCCUUCAAGCUGAAGGUUACCCACCCGCGCAGCCAGCCCUAACCCUGUGAGCGCCCGGCCUCGGGUCCCAGCUCCGGCUGCUUGGCGGCGGCACGCAGGGCAACUACUGGGCCGCCCGCGCUGGGGCGCACUGCACCAGAGGCUUCGGCUUGGUGGAUGUGUAUGCAUGAGUUCUGCACCGAAUGGGCGCAAAAAGCGCCCCAGCCGGUCCACCCGCUCCUCAAUCUUCCAGAUCAGCAAACCCCCGCUGCAGAGCGGCGACUGGGAGCGCAGGGGCAGCGGCUCCGAGAGCGCCCACAAAACCCAACGAGCCCUGGACGACUGCAAGAUGCUGGUCCAAGAGUUCAACACACAAGUGGCCCUGUACCGAGAGUUGGUCAUUUCUAUUGGGGACGUCUCUGUCAGCUGCCCCUCACUCCGGGCAGAAAUGCACAAGACAAGAACCAAAGGCUGUGAAAUGGCCCGUCAGGCACACCAAAAACUUGCUGCCAUCUCAGGGCCGGAAGAUGGGGAGAUCCACCCAGAAAUCUGCCGGCUUUACAUCCAACUGCAGUGUUGCUUAGAAAUGUACACAACAGAAAUGCUAAAAUCCAUAUGUCUGCUGGGGUCUCUUCAGUUUCAUCGAAAAGGAAAGGAGCCUGGUGGGGGAACCAAAAAUUUGGAUUGCAAAAUCGAGGAGAGUGCUGAGACACCUGCUCUAGAGGACUCCUCCUCAUCCCCUGUGGACAUUCAGCAACAUUCCCAGCAGGUUUCCACGGACAUUGAGAACACUGAAAGAGACAUGCGAGAAAUGAAAAACCUUUUAAGCAAACUCAGGGAAACUAUGCCUUUACCAUUGAAAAAUCAAGAUGACAGCAGCCUUCUAAAUCUAACUCCCUACCCCCUGGUUAGAAGACGGAAGAGAAGGUUCUUUGGGCUGUGUUGUCUCGUCUCAAGCUAGAUGAUUCCUCCUGGAAAUUCGCCAUUGGGAAGACCUGAAAAUAUCAUAGAAUAUGAAGACCUCUGGACAUCUGAACAACAGUUAUUGGUUUUUGACUAUAUUUUCUAUGCUUCCUUAUUACUUUUAUCCACCUCCCCCUGGCCUUUUAAAUGAUUUUACAUUUGAAAGCAGCUGCUGUCAAAAAAAAGAAAAAAAAAUUUAAAAAGCAGGCUGUUUUUAAAAAGAUUUUUAAAGCUGACAUUGUGCAUGUCCGCUCCAAACCAUACCAUGACAGAUGCAAGAAUUAUGAUUUUUAAAUUAUUUAAAGGUUUUUUAAAUAUAUUAUACAGAGAAAAAUUAUUUCAUGUACAAUAGUAUAUCUACAGCUCUUGCUGAUCUCGUUAACGAUUUAUCAUAGAUAAAAGAGUCUUUAAACAUAGAAAUCUACUUAAAACUGCAAAACUGUGUUCAAAAAUCCAAUCAGUAUUAUUAGAAAUGAUAUUAUAAUCAAACAUAUGCCACCUCACCUGUUGCUUUCUCUGCACUCAGUUACAUUUAGUCUUCCAUUCUGUCAGAAUCUAAGAGCUUCGACAUAAAAAUAUCUUAAUUUGUAAUGCAACAAAAACCAUAUAUGGAAAGUAUUGAAAUUUUGUAAAUACACGAUAAUCCUAAUACCUUCGUACAAUGCAUAUGGGCAACUAAUUUCCUUUUGAUCCAAUGGUGUCUUUUUCAGCUUCUUGGAGAAUGAAGUAAUCCAGUUAGAAAAUGGUGUAGUAACAUAUACAAUUACCCUCCAAUGUAAAAUUGAAUAUUAUCACAUUCUGUUCUAAUUGAAACCUGAAGCAUGGUGUCUGCACAUCGGCAUAGUGUUAAAUCUUAUAGGGCAUGCUCGAAUUAGCCCAGAUCAUAAAAAUAUUUAACCUUAUACAUUACUAAAAUCUUUUUAGUUAAGCUAAGCUUGUCUCCUUUAGAUGACUAUGGAGAUAUGACUUCUCCAGUGUGUAUUUGGUGUCUUGUCUUAUGCUUAGAAUCUUGAAAGCAAGACACAAUAAGCAAUACUGUAUUUUAGAAAAGGAGGAAGCCACGGGCUUUGUUUUUCUGCUCACAGCUUUGUUGUGAUCUUCCUCCACUAACCGUGUAACAUGGUACAAAUUUUGUUAUAUUUUCCCCUGUUGUUCCUUUGGCCCGUUUCCCAAACAGAAUUUCCCAUGGGUUGAGAGAUCAGGCCUUUGGACUUUUCUUGCUUUCCAAAAGAUCCUAAAGUCAGACAAGAGACACCAGUGUCUAGUACAAUAAAAAGAUGAGCUAGAUGUCUGUAAGUGGUUUAUCCAAGACACAUCUUUAAUCCCAACCCUAUACUUUCCCAGUACUUAUGUGUACAUUCAUUUAUACGCCCACCAAUAUUCUGACCUAAAAACCAAAUAUAUUGAAGUGUCUACCUUUCGUGAAGAUGAAGAGAGGUACAGAUGAACUACUGGAAAAAUUACUGUAUUAGGCUGAAUUAUAUGAAAUUGCUGAUAUUGGACUGUUUUGACCCACAGAAGUGGCAGUUUCAUAUAACUCAACCUAGUAUCUGUUGUGGAAAUUAUACUUGGAAUUGUCUUCUAGCUUUUGUGAUUGAAAGGAAAAUGAUUAAAGUGCUAGAAGAGAUCUCAAAAGGCUCUGCAGGUCUCUAUUUAGAUUAUGCCAGCUGGUUGUUAGCCUUAUUCUUGGAAUCCAGAGUUGUGUUCCAAUGAACUGGUAAUGAAUGCAUGGUUAUAGGUAUGCCUGACUUCACACAAAGAAGUACCCUUGAAAAUUACAUGAGGAAGUCACAAUUUUCUAAAUCACAUAUGUGUGAAACAGUUGUGUGAAUGAAAUAGGAAUGUGCUACUUAAAGACUCCUAGGGUGGAUACGCCCUUGCCGAGUAGGUAAUUACUCUCAGAGUUAACUGGUCUGCAAACCCUGAUUUUGUACAUCAGGUUUGAUUAAAGCUUAAUAUCCUUUCCCGAAUGCCAUCCAUUUUCAUCCCCUGAGGUUAAUUCACUUAAGGUCCAUUGUUUUAGAAACUGUGAAGUAGCCCAAUUUGGCAGGCUCUCAGCUCCCAUUCCGACCUCUCCCCACCUUCUACCAUAUUGAACCCUUAGCUUCAAUCUAGUUCCUACUAAUUCAUGUAAAGUUAUUACCUGAUAGGCCCAACCUUGGUGUUCAGCACGUUCUUCUAAAUGCCUGACCUAAAUCACUUCUGCUUGGUUAAUUUGUGCUCACUCUCGCCUUAGUCUCAGUGUGAAAGUAACACUUACCUUCUGUGCAAUUGUCCUUUGUACAGCUGAAGACUGUUAAUAAAUUCAGGUCUCACCUCCGUAUCUGGGAGGGCUGUAGUAGCUAUUCAUGGAGAUGGGAAUUUGUCUAAUUCCCUUGCUAGGCUUUCCAUAUCUAAGGUAAACAAAGUCAGCCACCUUCUCUUUUAUUCAUAGUGCCUAUUUCCCAGCCUUUGAUCAGUUUUAUAGUUCCAGUGGACAUACUCCAAGAUUUAUAGAUCUUUCACUAGCAGGCCCUAAAAUUAAACUAAGUGCUCAAAGUCCUAAUAACCUACUCUGGCUCUUAGUUGCAAUAGAUAAUUCAUCAUCUCCCAUUAGAUAAGCCAGUGCAUCUCUUCAGGAGCUGACCCCACUCUCCUCUCACCUACCAAAGGACUUUCUCAGGUGUAGUUCCAUGAGACAGAGUUCUACUCUCUCAGCUUCCUGCUGGUAAUCCGCUUUCAGAUUAGCAAUAACACUGAUAAGGAGAGAACACUGAACCCAUUCUGCUGCAUGCACUCGCAGGCUUGAAACAGAAGAGGAUGUACAUUCUUUCUGGCACACACUCACCCAUCUUGCCACCAUACUUUUAAUACCCUAUGUUGAUUUUUUUUUUCUAAUUUACAAAGGCAAUACAUGUUCUUUGUGGGAAAUCUGAAAAUACCACCAAUAUACAGAAAAGAAAAACCACCUGAAUCCCACCACAAUCUCAUUACUUAAAGCCACAUUCCCAGACUUUAAAUCAGUUAGUGGCUGGGCCCACAGACACUUUUGGAUAAGGUAUGUGAGGAAAUGCCCACAGAGCCAACAUUGUCACUUAUGUUUUGCAUGCCUUAAAGAACAGCUUGACUGCAAACUUCUCGUUGUGCUGAUGUUCAAGGGCACAAAGAAAACUUCAGAAGUGGCAGAGCCCUGAUGCCUCCUCCAAUGAAAGCUCUUGGGGAAAUUCUAAAAUCCUGCCAGAACAUUUUGUUCUCCGUGUUCCUGCUAAGAGUUAGAAUACUUACUGUUUGGCAAUACUGCCACCUACUGGAAGCUGGGCUUUAGCGUGAGUAGGGAAAACACAAGAGUAUAAAAAGCAUCUUAGUUUUUAGACAGCAAAUAAAUGGACUAGAUUAACAAUGAUCCCAUAUGAAAUUUCAAACUCUGGAAGUCUCAGAGUUGAAAGGAUUAAGGAUAUCAUCCAAACUAAUUUCCCACCUACUCCUCCCAACACACACACCCCUAAGCAAUAGCUCUCAUUUCUUUGUGUUCUAGUUCAUGACCAAAUGCAAAAUGCUCAGUUUUCAGGAAACUGUAGAUGGAUGAGAAAAAGCAAUGAUGCUAUUGGCCCAGAAAAGAUCAUUAGAAUUAAAUAUAAAGUCCAGAAGUACACCCAAAAACACAAAAGAAUCGAAUACAUUUAAAGAUGACAUUUCAAAUCUGUGAAAAAAGGUGGGAUUAUUAAGUAAAUUAUAUUGCCAUAACUAGUUAGUCAUAUGUUGGGGGGAAGUAUUAGAUCUAUACCUCAUAACUUUCAUCAAAAUAACUUCUAGGUGAAGUAAAGAUGUAAAUGUUAAAGCAUAUAGACAAACAUAUAAAUUGAUGAAUAUUUAUGUAAUUUUAGUGUGGCAAUAGCCUCCCUAAGCAUGACACCAAAGGAGGAAACCACAAAGGAAAAGAUGGGUGGAUCUGACCAAUUAAAACUGCGGCACUCCUAUACAGUAAAAAAUAACAAAGUGAAUUAAGAGAAAACAAAAUUUGAAAUAUAUGCAACAAAGAGUGUAGAUCUCUAAUAUAUACCAAGAGCUUAAACUCUGCUACCUUUGGGACGUUUUCCAUUAUCACAACCUCUUUCCCAGCCAGUGUCCUCAUUUCAUUCUUUCCUUUCCUUACUGCAUUUUUUUCAUUCUUGCUUGUUUAAUUGUGUUUCUCUCUAUUAAACCGGAAGUCCAAGAAGGCAGCAGCAAUGUCUAUUUUCUUACUGUUAUAUCUUCAACACCUAACCUGUGCUAGACACAAAGCAAAUACUGAAAACAUGUUUAUUGAAUGAAUGAAUAAUGGAUACAUGAAUAAAUAACAUUUUAUAAUUCAAAAAGAAUCAAACAUUCCAGUAGAAAAUUGAGCCAAAGAUGCAAACUGUCAAUGUACUACAAAAUAAUGCACUAAUUAAUAAUUAAAUAUGAAAGUAUUUCAAUAUACUAGUAAUUAAAAGUACAAAUUCUUAUGAUCUACUCCUUUUUAGGUUACAGAAAGACAAAGAAUAUAAAGAAUUAUAGUUCCCAGGGGUAGCAAGGAAGUAUGGAAGUAAAUGUUCUUUUACAGAGUCACAGGAGUGUAACUGAUUCAGCCUUUCUGGAAAUAUUUUGGCAGUAUAUUUUCACGUGUGCCAAGUAGUUGCAUGUUAAGGAAAUUCUCCUUAAAAAGGUCAGAAAAAAUAAGCUAAGUUACAGUAAUUAUUCAAAAAAUAUAUGCAAGGAAGGUUGCUUACAGCAGCAUUACCUGAGAAAUGGGAAAAAUGCAAAUAAGCCUACAGUAUUGGAUGGUUAAAAAUGGUAUAUCUUUUCAAUGGAAUACUGUGUACCAAUUAAGAAUAAACACUGUAUGUAUAUUUACUGAAAUGAAGAAGCUAUAUGGUUAAAUGAGAGAAGAAAGUUACAGAAUAUCCAUAGUAUGUUCCCGUUUUAAAAGUAUACAUAUACAUGUGUGCAUUCAAGCAUCUGAAAGGAUAUUUGCUAAAAUGUUAACAGCAUUUAUCUCUGGGAGGUGAGAUUUAGAGCAAUUAUAUUUUCUUUUUGCAUAUCUAUAGUUUCUGAUUAUUCCACAAUGAGCAUGUAGUAUCUGUAUAAUUUUUUCAGGGAAUAAACAACAAUGUUCACAAUAUAUACUAAAUGAAAAACACAUGUUAUUAAACAGUAUGUAUAGUAUGACACAUUUGUAAAAAAGAUAAUUAUAUAUAAAUUUAUCUAUGUAUGUAUAUAUAUAUGCAUAAGAAAGCUAGAAAGACAUACACUACAAUGUUAAUAGUAGUUAUUUAUGGGUUAGUGGGAUUAUGGGUGAUUAUUUUUUCUUUUUGCUUUUCUGUGUUUUCUAAUUUUUCUACAAUGAAUAUGUAUUACUUGUGUAAUAAAAACUAAUAUUAAAGUUUUAAAAAAAAGG